Mizuhopecten yessoensis (Yesso scallop) is the source of this 2054-nucleotide messenger RNA. Its product is annotated as caspase-3-like. The record is from RefSeq and is a predicted model, not a curated record. Bases 558 to 1589 code for a protein of 343 amino acids. NCBI's taxonomy places the organism in Eukaryota, Metazoa, Mollusca, Bivalvia, Pectinida, Pectinidae. Gene Ontology annotation, biological process: apoptotic process; proteolysis. The transcript is spliced from 5 exons. Gene Ontology annotation, cellular component: cytoplasm.
GCCAAUAGACAUUAAAUAACGAUGUCGUAUUGGAUCUUAGUCACCGCCUCGUUUCACGUGCUGGCUGCUGGCGGUCGGGGAAAUAACGGUGUGGCCGUCCCCCGGGGCCCGGGCCGUAGGUAGUGGUGACGAAUGCCCCUCAUUAUAUCGACUAUUGAUUUCAGGGCCGACAGCAGAUCUAUCUAGCCGCCAGCAUGCCGGGGCGACGCUCCAUCGACAGUUCCAGGAUCCUCCUCAAGACGGCAGUGCGAUCGAUAGAGAGACAGCCACACGACUUUAUCCAACUAUAAACAUAUGCUAUUUUAUCGUAACCGUAUGACAAAGCAGUGUUUUGGAGCCCACUCAUUCCAAAAAUGAUCAAGAAGGGAUCGACUCUAACAACGAGCGUACUGACCUUUAGCACAACGAGUGUACUGACCUUUAGCGAGUGACAUUUGGAUGUGAGACAGCGGAUAGAAGUGCCAGUUGAUGCACCUCCAGAGGUGUGUGUAACAUAUACCAUGUGCGGGAAGUCCACCGCUAGCGCCUGACCCCCUAACCCUCGUUAUUGAGUAGGUAUGUCUCGGCUGACAGAUAUGGACACUAUUAGCCCCUUUGACCGAAUGUCACCAAAGAAAAAAUCUCACGGCUCCGCUAUUGAUAUACAUGUGGAAUAUGACCGGAAGGAUUCCGCCACAUCAGGAACUACAUCCGCUUCCUCUCCAAGAAUGAGUCCAUGUUCCGUGGAAUCAGGGUCACCCUAUCUUCUCAGGAAAGUAAGCGGAGACCGGCGUUCAGUCCGCCCUGGUGCCCCUUCAGAGCCGAAUGAGUACAACUUCAACUACCACAAACGGGGCCUGUUCUUGAUAAUCAACAACAAGAAUUUUCACCCGUCUACGGGACAAGUGACCCGGGAAGGCACCAACGUUGACGCAGAGCGUCUGGAAGAAAGAUUCCAGGACCUUGGUUUUGAGGUCAGACGCUACAAUGACGUGGCAAGCGCUAAGAUCACUAAGAUCAUGUAUGACGCCUCGGAGUACGAUCACUCAGACUGCGACUGUUUUGGUUGUGCCAUCCUUAGUCACGGUAUCGAGGGACGUAUCUAUACCACGGACGGCAUACUUCCCCUGGAGAUGCUCAUCGUCCCCUUUAAGGGCGAGCGAUGCCCCACACUUGUCGGCAAGCCCAAACUCUUUUUCCUCCAGGCGUGUCGAGGAAUAACUUACGAGGCAUCCAUAGACCUCACAGAUAGCGUGUCGGACAGAAGUGGUUACUCCGAGGAUUUUGAGUCCGGUGUCCAUCCUCUGAGGAAAAUUCCAGUGGAGGCAGACUUCCUGUUUUCAUACUCUACUGUCCCAGGUUGUUACUCGUGGAGGAAUAACCAGGAUGGCUCAUGGUUCAUACAGGCCUUGUGUAUUGUCCUGGAAAAUUAUGGACCGAAAAUGGAGCUUCUUCAUAUGCUUACCCAAGUCAACCGGAUAGUGACUUAUGAGUUUGAGUCUUGUACUGAUGAUGAGUUCACAGAGAACAUCAAACAGAUGCCUUGUAUCGUGUCUAUGUUGACUAGAUAUGUCUAUUUCCGGCCCAAGAAACCAGACAUCCGGGAUUAAGGAACUCCUGGUAUACCACGAAAUUCUAUGUUAGUGUUGAAGGCAGCCUUCAUCCUCAUUAUAACCAUGUAAACAUGCUUGUGUGAACCUUAUCUGGGUACUGGAAGUAUACACCUCCUUAUAUUAACUGGUAUAUAUAUAACUGUUUGACAAAAGUAUUUCUAUGUUUGGACGACAACAAUUUUUUUUUUUUCGUAAAUACUUUGCAUGAACAAGGUGAAAGAUAUUGAAUGUAACAAGAUAAUGAAGAUUUUAUAGACCCCCUCUAAAGAGGAAGUCGAACAAUGAGUUUAUAUUUUGCAUCAUACACUGGGCUAUCAUCUAAGUAUUAUUUUCCAUUCAAUCACUAAAUAUACAUAUAUUUUAUGCAUACAAAUACGGUUGCUCAUUAUUGAUACAUUUCUUGUUGUGGUUUAUAUUGUAACAAUGAUGAUGAAUCCGGAUUCAACAAUAUUCUUAGAACAU